Oryzias latipes (Japanese medaka) is the source of this 4964-nucleotide messenger RNA. NCBI's taxonomy places the organism in Eukaryota, Metazoa, Chordata, Actinopteri, Beloniformes, Adrianichthyidae. The record is from RefSeq and is a predicted model, not a curated record.
UCUGUGACUCCAGGAAACACCAACAUGUCGAUGAAGAAGUUUAAAGAUCUUCGUUCUAGUCGUUCACUAAAGUCUGUGGAUCUACAGGAGGUCCAAGCUGUACUUCUAAAGGUCAUAGGUCAAAUUCUCAGCUGGCCCGCCGUCAACGUGUCCGUGGGCAAAGACACUGAACCCACGUUGCUCCUGGUGGUGACAGGCUGGCGCCUGUAGCGUCUGUGAGGCCCUAAGAGGAAACUCCUAGAGAAAUCAAAUAGUUUUUUUGUUUAAAAGAUACGUUUAAAUAAAAAAAUUAAUGAGUUUGAUCCAAACAGUGAAGAUUAGAAGAUUUUCAGGCGGAGCGGUCGGCUCCAGCAGAGCAGAAUCUGUCUGUUUCUGCAGAGUCUUCCUCUAAAGAUCUGAGUUUGUCUGAAAUGUUCCUCAUAGAAACUGUGAGAAGCUGAACGCAGACAAUCGCAGGAAUCACAUUCCAUCAGUUCCAUGGAUUUGGAUUUGGAACGUCUGUCCUUCCAGCGCUUUCAGGAUCAGAACAAGUAGAAAGCCUGAAGUUCGACCGUUUUUCCAGAGGAACUUUCCUCUAAAGGCUGUAGGAGGACGCAGAGAUGUUCAAGCUGCUGUUUCCCUCCAGUUUAUUGGGUUUUGUGUGAAGAACAUCUCCUUCUUUUUAAACCUGUUUGUGUCUUGAAGUUGAGUCACAGCAUUUGGACGAAAACAUCUUGAAACCGGCAGAAGGUUUCCUGUGACUCUUGAUGAGUGAGAACCUUCACCCACUUGGUGGAGAACCGCCGUCAGUGGCUGGUUCCUCGCCGCCACGCUGACCUCUGUCAGCCGCUCACGUGUGAACGACGGCGCCGGCAUCCUGAAGACUCAUCUCACAUUCCCGUCCGGAGCUUCAGGCUUCAGAACGUCACCACCCUGUUCCUCAGCAGCGACAGCUCCACCCUUUACGUCGGAGCUCGAGACGCCAUCUUGUCGUUGGACGUCAGUCAGGCAGAAAUCCUGACCCAGAAACAGGAAGUGUCAUGGCGUCCGACGGCCAAGGAGACAGAAGACUGCAGCAUGAAAGGAAAGAACCGGGAGGUAAAUUUCCCCUUCAGCCAAACCGGGUCAAUGUGGUCCAAAAUGUGAUCAUGUCUCCAUCAUGUCUUCAUGUUGGUGAACUUCUGAGCUUAAACUCUCUCAGGAAGCAGUUUCAGUUCCUCAGAGGUCGAUCCACAGACAUCAGACCGUCUUCAUCUCCGGUGGUGGACAGGAUCCUACCAGCAUGAUGACCUCCACCAACAUCUGAAGACAAUCGCCAUUUAACUGUUUCAUGGCCAUUGCUCCUGUUUUCUCAGCCAUUUUGGAUCCCACAUUUAAAAUGUUUUGAAGUUGAGUGACGACAAACGAAACCAUCAAAUAGAGGACGAUAAGUCCGGAUUCCAUGACUCAACUUCAGGACGUCUCUUCUUCAGUCCAGACUGACGGGACAAAGACCAGGAGUCUGUGUGUUUUUGACUAUCAAGACAUCCUUCUACCAAAGUUCAGGUCUGGUCCAAAGUUCAGACCCUCAUACAGGUCUGGCUCCGCCCUCUUUACUGGAGGUGGAUGCGUCCACCACCUUCCUGUUCUUCUGGUCUUCAAAGCUCGUAUAUAAUCUCCCGUAAACGUUCUCAGCUGUGAGUUCUCUCCUCACCUGAUUCUGUCCCUUCAGCGGUUUUCUACACCGGCUAGCAAAGACAAAGGUUAGCAUCCAACAGGAAGCAACGCCCAGAAGAUCCGGCUGGAACCCUGCAGAAGAUCCAUGAGGAGAACAGAUGCUGAUGCAUCCAGACAAGCCUGUCUCAUGUUUACUAUUCCUGUCUCUCCGUCUUCAGGUGGACUGUCCAAACUUUGUCCAUGCGUUGCUGCCUCUGAACUCCACCCAUCUCUACGCCUGCGGCAGCUACGCCUACAGCCCUCAAGAUGCCUUCAUCGACCUGCUAACCUUCUCCAUGGUCAACGCCAACGGUCAUUGGCGGCGCUGCCCGUACAGCCCCUUCCAGAGGAGCUCCGCCCUCGCCUUGGACGGCGAGCUGUUCACCGCCACCACCACCGACUUUAAAGGAACCAAGCCCCAAAUCUCCCGUCACUUCAGCAGAGACGGGCGGCCGGACGUCAGCCUGGACAACUUCGCCAGUUUACUGGACGAACCGGCCUUCGUGAGCUCAUCCGCCGACUCAGCAAACGGGAAAAUCUACUAUUUCUUCACGGAGUCUGGGAACGAGUUCCGCUUCGAGGAGAAGCUGCGGAUUCCCCGGGUGGCACAAGUCUGCAAGGACGACGUGGGGGGACGGAGGAUCCUGCAGAAGAAGUGGACCUCCUUCGCCAAAGCCUCCCUGCUCUGCCGGCCCCCCAACCGGCCUCCUCACAACGUCCUGCGGGACAUGUUCACCCUCCAGCCGCCAGAGGGCAGCGACUCCUCUGAGACGCUGUUUUACGGCGUCUUUACCUCUCAGUGGUCCGGACAGUCGGAGUCGGCCGUGUGCGUCUUCACGCUGCAGGACAUCACCACCGUCUUCUCUGGGAAUUACAGGAAGCUGGACAAGAACAGCCAGCGGUGGAUUCCGACCUCUGGAAGACAGUUGGGAAAGUGCGGACUGGCGAGCUCUUCGGACGCCAUCCUGGAGGCGGUGAGGUCCAGUUUCCUCACUGACAGCAGCGUGAAACCGGUCAGAAACGGACCGGUUCUGGUUUCUGCCGAGCAUCGCUACAGCCACGUGGCGGCGAUGAAGACCAGGGCGGCGAACGGGGAAGAGUUCACGCUUUUGUUCCUGGUGGCCGAGUCGGGUUUCCUCCAUAAGGUGGUUCUGUUUGAGCCGGAACCCCAAAUCAUUGAGGAAGUCCAGCUGUUCACCGAACCUCAGCUGGUCAGGAGCGUCGUUCUGUCCUCCGUGAAGGGAAUUCUGUAUGUGGGAACGUCUGAGGGGGUCACGGCUGUACCUCUGGCCACAUGCUCCGCCCACAGAACCUGCAGCCAGUGUGUCCUGUCCCGGGACCCUCUGUGUGGGUGGAGCCAGAGCAGGAGUGUCUGCACGGCUCUGAGCGGCAGUGAGGAGGACGUGAUUCAAAAGCUUGAGAGUGGAAACGAGGAGAAGGUCUGUCCAGAGGACAGGAGUCCGGGUGAAAUCAGAGAGGUCAGCGUCGGCUUGAACCAGGCUGUGCGGCUGGAGUGCGAGCGGCCGUCCAACCUGGCCGUCCUCAGCUGGACCCACUCCCAGAUGGAGUCUCUUCCCCAGACGCUCUUCAUCCGCUCACCUGACGGCAGCCUCAGCUUCCUCGCCUCGGCUCAAACCCUGGGGAGCUACAGCUGUGAAGCAGAGGAGGCGGGGCUUAAGGAGGUGGUUGUGAGCUACACCGUUCUGCUGAAGCCCACCCCUCGCUCCAUCGGCCCGCAUCCAGGAGUGGAGAAGGACUUUGAGGACAUCCCAACUGAAACCCCCACGCCCGAGGGAUCCGAGAACACUCCAGACCAUCCGGCGCCGGAAACCACGGCGACAGCCGUUCCCAGGAUGAAAGCCAGUCCAGAUGUUCCCACCGCGUCCGAGUCCAAAACCAACCCCCCGUCUUUCAGGACAGACAGCCAGAUCUCCUUGGAGGCGCCUCAGGCGGAGAGGAGUUACCUCGGCGCGCUGCAGGUGGUUUCUGUGCUGCUGGCCGUCUGCAUCUGCGUGAUUUUCAUGGGAGCGUUUUUCACGCUGAGGCAGAGGAAGGCCGGCCUCAGAUCCUGUCAUCUGCUCCCCGUGAAGGACGGCAGCAAAAAAGACAACUCCAUGGAGAUCAGCUCUCUGGGGAGCAGGAAGGAGGCGUCAACGGAGCUGAACGACGGGGAGUGACGCUCCUGCUGACGGGAAACACUCCUCCAGGCGUUUCUGCAGCUAAAAGAGUCUAAAAAAAAGAGACUUUCAACCAUUUUUAUUUUAUUUUGAAGACCAUUUCUAAAGGUUACAGAAAAAUUCACCUUUUCAACAAAUCUAACAAAUGUGUGGGUCAUUUACAGCAAAGAAAUCCUCCCACAUCAGGAAAUAAGUGGGUGGAGCUAAAUCUUACCUGAAACACAGAACGAAUCCAGAGUUUGGACUCCAGCAAACUUUGCAGACGACACGCUUGUUUAUUUAACGGGUUACAUUUCUGAACCAAAACGGUUUAACAAAAUAAACCCUUUGUUUUCCUCAGAGAUGAAACUUCAUUUCUGUGCCGUCAGUGAAACGAGAGUUUGGGUUUGUUAAAGCAACAAGACAAAUGUGAAUUCUUAUCUUUAAAGCAGCAGAAAAUCCCGUCCGUCUGCAGACCACUUAAGUUUCAAUCUGAUUGGAUUUGGAGUUAGGAAUCUUUUAAGUGAUAAAGGUUCUUGCUAUGCGCUGUGGUGUAGUGGUUAACACUCUCACCGUGGCCGUGUUCUUUGCGUGUUCUCCUGGUUCCCGCCUGGGUUUCCUCCCUCGGGGUUCUUUGGCGGCUCUAAAUCGUCCUUCAGGCGUGAACGUCUGACGGUGAACCUCGCCUACAUGCAGCUGUGGCUGGGAUAGGCUCCAGCAGCCUUAAAAAAUGGACGCAUGAAUGUUUUUGUUGCACAUUUGAGAUGUUUGGUUUUAUUUAUGCAGACGUGACCUCAGACUCAGUUCCGCCUCAACUGUUUUUGUUUUGACAGUUUGUGUAUUUUUGUGUUUAUUGUAAACAGAUGAAUGUAGAUCAGAUGAAAUCUAAACUCAAUUAUAAGACUUUGUUUGUAAUCCAGCGAUAGAAGUUCAAAAUAGCAAAAUGAGCAUCUGGAUCAUCAGAAGAUUUGGCAGGAAUUCUCUGACACAUUUCGUGUCACUUUGUCUCCCCCUAGUGUCAGCAAUGAGGAUAGCGCCGUGAAAAGAUGUCGAAACUUUAAUUUCCAAGGUUACACUGAAAAAUAAUUCUGUAGUCCUGAAAGAGUGAAUAAAGUUGAAUCGGUGAGAACGUUC